Messenger RNA from Arabidopsis lyrata subsp. lyrata, 1428 nucleotides. RefSeq lists its product as uncharacterized. Bases 527 to 1219 code for a protein of 230 amino acids. The transcript has a single exon. The record is from RefSeq and is a predicted model, not a curated record. NCBI's taxonomy places the organism in Eukaryota, Viridiplantae, Streptophyta, Magnoliopsida, Brassicales, Brassicaceae.
CUACUUGUGCUCUAAUUACACGAAUAUACGAUUCACAUUCCGAUUGGAUUUGGACCCUUCAAAAAAUAAAAAAAGAGAUUAAUUUUGAAUUCAUCAUGACGACGACGACGACGACGACGACGACGAUUCAGUUUCUCUCUACACGUUGAAUUUCUUGCUUCAGGAACCUUCCUUGUUCUCGCUUCAAUCUCUUCUCUUUUGGAUCAAUCAAUAUCCGAUCAGUUUGCACGAACUGAGAAGUUGGGUUGCGGAGGAAGAAGAUUCAUCAUUUGAUCUGAUUUCGUCGAUCAGAUUGAAACCGAGCUUUUAUAUCCAAUUUCAAUCAGGUGACUUCGAUAUUCCUCUUCGUUUGCUCGAUCUGAUUUCUGGGUUUUUGAUCGAAGAAUUGGGAUUCAAAUCUAGUUGCUGAUUAAACUCGUGGAGAUCCAAUCCCUAUACUAGUUCGAAUUGGAUUUUUGUUUGGUAGAGAGGAAAAUAUCGAAAUCGGUUGUUUGUUUUCUAAAGGGAUUCGAGUUUUGUGAGUGAGAUGGUAUAUUUGCAUAGCUCAAUCUCGGUCUGCAAUUCCGUCGACCAAGCUCCAACUUUGAUCAUGUCCAACUCUGUUCACUCUUCAGAUUUGCAUCCAAAAUCGAGAAACACCCGUAACAAAUCUUCUUACACAUCAUCACCAAUAACCUGUUCCAAAUUCCCUGUCUGCGAUGGGUCUCAAUCGGCUGCUAUCGACGUCGUCAUCCUUAUCGCGGUGAUCACCGCCUGCGGGUUCUUGUUCUUCCCUUAUGUCAAACUCAUCACCCUCAAAUCGAUUGAGGUCUUCUCGGAUCUCUCGGUUUUAGUCAAAGAAGAGAUUUUGCAGAACCCGAUUGUGUAUGGAUCAUUAGCUUUGAGUAUCUUCUGCGCUGCGAUCUCCACUUGGCUUGUUAUACUCUUGUGUACUAUGCAGAGAUGCGGGAAACCGAAUUGUAAAGGGCUUAGGAAAGCUGUUGAGUUUGAUAUUCAGCUUGAGACAGAGGAAUGCGUCAAGAGCUCGAAUAACAAUAGCAACAAGAGGGGAAUGAUUGAGUUGCCUCGCGUCCAUCACCGUGAAUUGGAAGCCGAGCUCAAGAAGAUGGCACCGCCUAAUGGCCGAGCCGUUCUGGUUUUCAGAGCCAGAUGUGGUUGUUCUGUAAGGAGACUAGUGGUUUCAGGGCCAAAGAAGCAGCAGAGGAAGAUCAAGAAAUGAAUUAGAGAGAGUUAAAAAAGGUUUAAUCUUUGGAAAUGAGAUUGGAUCAUUUCACAUUUCUUCUGUUAGUUUUAUUCUCAUACACACUCUUUUACAAGAAUUUAUUUAUGUUAUAGUCUAUGUGUUUAAAUAAUGUACAAUGGGGAAUAAGCAUUGUAAGGAUAUUGUGGGAAACAGGUUAUAGUGAAGAACAUUUUGGUUAUACUCUC